AUGGAAAUAGUGGGGUGCCGAGCCGAAGGAAACGCGUGUCCCUUCCGUUCCCCAGCCAUGCUUUUCCACGGCAUCUCCGGAGGCCACAUCCAGGGGAUCAUGGAGGAGAUGGAGAGGCGGACCAAGACCGAAUCCCGCCUGGCUAAAGCGGGACAGAUGAAUGGCCGGGAAGCGAACAUGCCUCCACUGAGCCCCGAGAAGCCUGCCCUGUGCGCAGGAUGCGGGGGAAAAAUCUCCGACCGCUACUACUUGUUAGCUGUGGACAAGCAGUGGCACCUCCGCUGCCUGAAGUGCUGUGAAUGUAAACUGGCUUUGGAGUCAGAACUCACCUGCUUUGCCAAGGACGGCAGCAUUUACUGCAAGGAGGAUUAUUACAGAAGGUUCUCCGUGCAGCGCUGUGCCCGCUGCCACCUGGGCAUCUCUGCUUCGGAGAUGGUGAUGCGGGCCCGGGACUCGGUCUACCACCUCAGCUGCUUCACCUGCACCACGUGCAACAAGACGUUGACGACAGGCGACCAUUUUGGCAUGAAGGACAACGUGGUCUAUUGCCGGGCACAUUUUGAGAGCCUGCUCCAGGGCACCGACCCAGCCUCCUACCCACCGGCGUCACUCAGCUACACCGAGCUGGCAGCCAAGGGUGGCGGCUUGGUCCUGCCUUACUUCAAUGGCACCGGUACAGUCCAGAAAGGCCGGCCUAGGAAAAGGAAGAGCCCAGCUCUGGGUGUUGAUCUGGUCAGCUACAGUUCAGGUUGUAAUGAAAAUGAGGCAGACCAUCUGGACAGAGACCAGCAGCCUUAUCCCCCAUCUCAGAAGACUAAGCGUAUGCGUACUUCUUUUAAACAUCACCAGCUCCGUACCAUGAAGUCCUACUUUGCUAUUAAUCAUAAUCCAGAUGCUAAGGACCUCAAGCAGUUAGCCCAGAAGACUGGACUAACUAAGAGAGUUCUGCAGGUUUGGUUCCAAAACGCAAGAGCCAAAUUCAGAAGGAAUCUUUUGCGACAGGAGAAUGGGGGUGUUGAUAAAGCUGAUGGCACGUCACUUCCGGCACCGCCCUCAGCAGACAGCGGCGCUCUCACUCCACCCGGCACUGCAACCACUUUAACAGACCUGACCAAUCCCACUAUCACUGUAGUAUCAUCAGUGACCUCUAACAUGGACAGCCACGAUUCCACGAGCCCCUCACAAACUACCUUAACAAAUAUUUUCUAA
Molecule: messenger RNA, 1209 nt
Organism: Pseudonaja textilis
Lineage: Eukaryota; Metazoa; Chordata; Lepidosauria; Squamata; Elapidae
Gene: LHX9
Product: LIM homeobox 9
Biological process (GO): regulation of transcription by RNA polymerase II; neuron differentiation
Cellular component (GO): nucleus
Molecular function (GO): DNA-binding transcription factor activity, RNA polymerase II-specific; RNA polymerase II transcription regulatory region sequence-specific DNA binding
Source: RefSeq, a predicted model, not a curated record